AUGAAGUCCAGUGUCAGAAUAAUAGCGAUCAUGAGUGCCUGCGGGAUUGUCAAUGGAUUCGUGGGGCCAACUAUACCAAUCACCCCGUUCCUGGUAAAACAGGGCUCUUCUUUGAGUACACGACCUCAUACCAGCUACCAACAAUCACGUCAUUCACAACUACACGUCCUAUCAGAGAAGGAUUUGGCCGAUUCACCAUCACUAAGCAGCACAGAUCCAAAUGGGGCAGGAUCCAUUACCAUGAGCUCGGAGGAUAAGAUUUUCUCUACCGCAAUUCGAAGGACUUUGGCAUGUGUAGCAGCAGCCGCAACCUUUGGCACCGGCCUUGGUUUUGCCUUUGGUUCAACUACCUCGGAAGAGUUUUUUGCGGGAUACCUUCUGGAGCUUUCCCUUUCUGUUGACAACCUGCUUGUAUUCUUAUUGCUCUUUGAAUACUUUCAGGUACCCAUGAAAUAUCAAAACCGUGUUUUGAACUAUGGUAUCAUUGGUGCUGUCAUGAUGAGAGCCAUCAUGAUUGGCGCAGGUGCUGUGGCGAUUCACCAGUUCCACGCUGUGUUGUUGGUCUUUGCCGGAAUUUUGCUAUUCAGCUCCGGCAAAGUGUUGUUGGGAAGUGAUGACGACGAGGAAGAGGAUUUGGCGGAUAAUGCCAUCAUCAAGCUUGCCAACAACUUUAUCAAGUCAACCCCUAGCUUUGAUGGCAAUAAAUUCUUCACUGUGCAAGAUGGAGUAAGGCUUGCAACCCCAAUGUUGCUUUGUACCAUUGCUGUGGAAUUGAGUGACGUUGUGUUCGCGGUCGACAGUAUUCCUGCUGUCUAUGGAGUCACAGAGAAUCCAUUGGUGGUGUUUAGCUCCAACAUGUUUGCCAUUUUGGGACUUCGAAGUCUCUACACCAUUCUUUCCAAAGCUGCUGAGGAAUUGGAAUACCUCGAGACGUCAGUUGCCAUCAUCCUUGGCUUUAUUGGAUCGAAAAUGAUUGGCGAAUACUUUGGGUUCGAAGUUCCAACCGAAGUAUCGCUUGGCGUUGUAUUUUCAUUGCUGGCUGGAGGCAUAGGCUUGUCCUUGUGGGAGCAAGGAAAAGAAGAAAAAGAGAGUUAG
Molecule: messenger RNA, 1095 nt
Organism: Cylindrotheca closterium
Lineage: Eukaryota; Bacillariophyta; Bacillariophyceae; Bacillariales; Bacillariaceae
Source: the annotation of a GenBank genome assembly